Lytechinus pictus (painted urchin) is the source of this 3349-nucleotide messenger RNA. RefSeq names its product degenerin-like protein unc-105. The coding region runs from base 251 to 1777 and encodes 508 amino acids. Gene Ontology annotation, biological process: sodium ion transmembrane transport. The record is from RefSeq and is a predicted model, not a curated record. Gene Ontology annotation, cellular component: plasma membrane. Lineage: Eukaryota; Metazoa; Echinodermata; Echinoidea; Temnopleuroida; Toxopneustidae. Gene Ontology annotation, molecular function: ligand-gated sodium channel activity. The transcript is spliced from 11 exons.
AUACAAAGGCGACAGUUAAAUAAUUUUGCACUCAAAGGUGGUGUUCAGAGUCAGACAAAUUGUGUUUAAUUGGUUCCGACGCGACGGAACGACCCAGCCUUCAUAUUGGCUCACAAGUCUGUUGUCCAUCCAGCCACCCAAGGCCAGACAUGUACUAUAACGGGUAACAUGUGAUCACCAACAAGAAACAUCUGUACAGAAAACCGAACAGGGGAUUUUCUAAACGGAAACGGUCGGUCUAACGCCAAACAUGACGAUCAUUAAAAUGGGGAACAGCGACAAAAUGUCAAAGGACGAUCUCGACGACGAAACCGUGGCAGGGGCCGUAAAUGCUUUCGGUGACGAGACCUCGUUACACGGGCUAAGAUACAUAAUCGGCCGUGGUCAUCUGCUGUUUCGUCUAUGCUGGCUAGCCAUCGUUGUUCUCGCUUUCGGCCUCCUCGUCAUCCAGGCGAAAAUCGUCUACGAUGAUUUCCAAAGCUCGCCGUACUCGACCAGGAUUGAGAUAGUUUCUGAGGUGGUGAAGACCUUCCCGGCUGUCACAGUGUGCAACGACAAUAAGAUGCGAAGGUCACGGCUCUAUGACACAAAAUACGAAGGCCUUGUGGACAUCGACGACGGUGAUUUACCCGAAUCAACAACAGAAGAGAGCUCGGAUAGAUCAGAAGACUCAACUGGUGCUGCCUGGCACAAUGUCCAUGACGAAUACGACUGGAAGGGCUUCUAUACUGCAUCGCAAGCCGACGACUUCAGCGACUUUAUCAACGUGGUCAAGCCAUCUAAGGACGAGCUCAACGACUACGGACAUACCCUUGAAGACUUCGUGAUCCAAUGCACCUACAAUCAGAAAACAUGCAAUCUGAGUAAGGAUUUUACAGUCCUGCAGAACCGGCAUUACGGGAACUGCUUCACUUUUAACUUUGGCAGAGAUGCCAACCAUCAAACGGUGAUGACGAGCAAAACAGGGGCAAGAUAUGGUUUACACAUGACACUGAUGAUUGACGAAGAUGAGUACAUGGGCCUCUUGGCUCCAAACCGUGGUGCCAAGAUUGUCAUCCACGCCCCUAAUACCAUGCCCUUUCCCGAAGAUGACGCCAUCAAUCUAGCGACCGGAAGUGCCAUUUACAUCGGGCUGCGAGAGGAGGUCAUAGAGCGUCUGCCAAGGUUUUCACAAUGUUCGGAUGUGGAAAGUGCCACUGUCUUUUCGAAUUCCAGUACCGACUACACUGUUCGAUGCUGCCUGACUAUGUGUUACCAGCAGAACCUGGUGGAUCGAUGUGGCUGUGUGGACGACAUCAUAUUUGAUUACAAGCAAUGCAGUGUGAUCAAUGACACGGAAAUGUCGUGUGUCUCUGAAGUCCAAGCCCUUUGCAUCAAUGAUGAUCUGCACUGUAACUGUCCUCUACCUUGCCAAGAGAGGAACUACAGAGCAUCGAUAUCAUCAGCAGACUGGCCAUCAGGGCGGUUCAGGAGUCAUCUUGUGCGAAAGUUUGUAUUCGAUCCCAAACUGCGUUCUAUCUUAGGACAAGAAGAAAUGUCCGCGAAAAAUAUGAUUCGUGUGAUGAUCUACUUCGAAACUUUGAACGUGGAGAGAGUUGAGCAAGUACCUCGAUAUACAAUCCCAAAUAUCUUGGGUAAUAUAGGUGGGCUAAUGGGCCUCUUCACCGGCAUGUCAUUCAUCAGUUUGUUUGAAGUCGCCUUUCUACUGCUACGAGUCACAAAAAUCACUUUCACCAAACUCUUCAUGGCCAACCGAGUGAAGUCGAUUGCGACCUGAUAGUACGAUCUAAGAUGAAUGGUUGUGCAAUAUCAUUAUUAAUGAUAAAGAUAAUAUUACUCCGAAUGUUAUUGGAAGAAACUUAUUUAACCAGUAUUUGUACUAAUGAUAUACCAUGAAUAUAUGGUAGUAUUAUGCGAUUUGUUUGCCGGUGGUAAAUGUAGCAAUAUGCAUACCUGAUGACUUAAUGUUUUUAGAAGAUGAGAAAGUCUACCAAACAAAGCAAAGAGAGAGUAUUUCAUCUUGACAGUUUUGGAAUAACGCAAACAUAAUCAGUUUUACAUUUUACGAAUUACUAUAUACAAAUGACAGAAUAUGUAUUUACUGAAAGAUUAAAACAAUUAAAUGUAUUCAUCAACUCGUAUUAUAUGCGUAAUAUAGCAACACUUCAUACAAAACCUCAUUCAUUAUAUAGCAAUAUCAAAUAGACAUUUCAGUAAUUUUCGUUUUGAAUAGUGCAUUGAAAACCGAAAGUUGUUGGUUUUAUUUGGGGCAGCUAUUGUUAUUUUUCCAAGAGGCUUUUGUUUUUUUACUAAAAAGAAGACCUAUUUAUAUAUUUUCCUUGAAUGGAAUUUUAAGCACCAUGGAGCUAAAACAAAUAGAAAAAGCGCUAUAUAAAUCACUGUCGAUUUUUUUUGUAAACUCCUUUUGCACUAAAUAUUCUAGAUAAUAAUACUAGCACAUCAAUGAUGUGGAGCUCAUCAUUCAUAUAUUUUUUAAAGUGUUUAAAACUAAACAUUUCAAAUGAUUUCCGAUGUAUGCGUAGGAUGGUUUUAUUUAUAAUUUUCUUAUUGAAAAUGAAAUUAAUAUAUAUGAGUAAAAACAACAUAUUCAGGCAUACUGUCAUGAAGCAUUAAGUUUCUAGAUAAAAUAAUAAAAAAAUCCUAUCCUCGUUUCGGAAGUGAACGCGAUGACCUUAAGCCUAGUAAGAAGUUGUAUUUUUUUUUUGUCACUGCUUUGGUGGAAAGUGGUUUCCGGGUUUCUGUCGAAAGAAAAUGAGAAAAUUAGAUUAAAACAAUGUUAGAAAAUUGAGAAUCUUAUUCUUGAGAGAUGAUAUUCAUUGAUGAUUUCUUUUUCGAAUGGAGUGUGAUCGAUUUCUUAGCGCUGAAAUAAUUUGAAAAAUCCCAAAUUAAUUGCUAAACAUCUUUUCAUCUACUUUAUCAAACAUAUCAAGAUUCAUUCAUCUGCAUAAAAGGUCGAAUGAUAAAGUAAAUAAUUUAACCAGGUGAUUAAGGUAAGUUUAAAAGUAAUGAAGCUACAUAGACUUCACAAUUAUUGUUUUUUUAAUUUCAUCAGAUUAGUAAAAAAAAAGCAUCUAUUCAAGGUGAAUAUGAAAUGAAAUUGCAAUUUGUUAAACAUUAUGCACAUUGAAUUUGACGUUCCGUAUUGUUCAGGAAGUCAAGUGUGUAUAUACGGGCAGCUUUAUCAAAAAGAAAAUCCCCCUCCCCCAUAACUAUCCUCACAAUCAUGGACAAAUGGGGUAUAUGGGGCAUUUAUUGUUAUUUUAAGAUGGGUUUUGGACAUAUAUCAUAUACAUGGAUCAUUGUUAGAAUAAAUCUAUAGGAGUUUGAG